Molecule: messenger RNA, 992 nt
Organism: Prorocentrum cordatum
Lineage: Eukaryota; Dinophyceae; Prorocentrales; Prorocentraceae
Source: the annotation of a GenBank genome assembly
AGGCCGUGUUGGCUCCUGACUGGCGCGCGGGCGGUCCCCGCUCGCCCAUCCCUAGCUUUCCGCACAGUCUCGCCGCCAUGGUGCCGCUCGUAGUACCUCUACUUCUUAACAGCUGCCUGGCGCUCCAGACCAGCGUGACCUCCAGGCUUCCUGCGGCGGGGUGCCGCGAUGCGGUCCCGGGCGACUGGUGUCACACCGCGCUCGCGUGGGCGAAAGAGAAAGGCGCCACGGAGCACCCGGAAUGGUUUCCAGGGGACGUGGGCGAGUACACGGCCCGGGACUUCCAGUCGCUGAUGCACCAGCUCGGCGUGGCCCAGUGCACGCCGCCCUGCGCCCCAGAGCACGUCGAGCGGCAGCACGCGGUGGUGCUUCUGCAGUCUGGCGAGGCCCUGGCUCAGGGCUUCGGCGCCUCCGAGCUCGAGGAGCUGCUGGCGAGCACCUGGGCGCCGAGGGCUGCGGCGGGCAGCCCCGCACAGUCGCCCGACGGCCCCGCCGCCGCCGCGAGCAUGUCCGACUGCGAGGACGCGGCAGAGGGCAGCCUUUGCCACCGCUCCGUGGCGUGGCUGCGUGAGAGUGGGUUCGCGAUGCACCCCGAUUGGUACCCGGGGCUCUCGAGCGACACGCCCUUCGAGCAUGUCCAGAUGAUACUCUAUUCCCUCGGCAAGGUGGGCUGCAAGAAGCCGUGCCAGAAGGCACUCGAGAUGGUGCCCGACGGCCAGUACAACAGCAGCGAAGCAGUCGCGCAACCUCCGCACAGCACCUGUGGCGACGCGGCCCCAGGCGGCUGGUGCUCGAAGUCCAUCCAGUGGCUCAGGUUCUACGGCUUCGCUCAUCACCCCGACUGGUACCCGAGCCUCGGCCCCGGGUCCACCGACAGGGAGAUGCAGACCGUCUUGCACCAGCAUGGCAAGGCCCAGUGCCCCAAGCCGUGCUCGGAGCGCGGCGCAAUCGACGCGCUCGAGGAGCCCGCGGUGGCAGCGGAGCCGGCGGCG